Molecule: messenger RNA, 330 nt
Organism: Danaus chrysippus (African queen)
Lineage: Eukaryota; Metazoa; Arthropoda; Insecta; Lepidoptera; Nymphalidae
Source: the annotation of a GenBank genome assembly
AUGGAAAAUAGUUUGAAUAUUCAUAUACAUUUUGGAGGAGGAGCGGAGUUACUGUUUGAUAAAAUUAAGAAACAUGUCGUAGAGUUACCGGCGGCGAGGAAAUAUUUUCCUGAUACUGAUAUUGAGAAAUGGAGGAUAAAGGAACUUUUACAAUGGAUAAAAGACAAUUUAUUGAAGGAAAGACCCGAACUAUUUCUACAGGGUGAUUCAGUUCGUCCUGGUAUACUUGUGUUGAUCAACGAUGCUGACUGGGAACUAUUCGGUGAAUUGGAAUAUGAAUUACAGAACAACGACGAGAUCACAUUCAUAUCAACAUUACACGGAGGAUGA